Triticum turgidum subsp. durum (durum wheat) is the source of this 759-nucleotide messenger RNA. Lineage: Eukaryota; Viridiplantae; Streptophyta; Magnoliopsida; Poales; Poaceae. The record is from the annotation of a GenBank genome assembly.
AUGGCGGCUACCUUCAAUGUUAACGCUGAGGCAGGCCUUAAAAAGCUUGAUGGCUACCUUCUGUCUCGCAGUUACAUCUCUGGAUACCAAGCUUCCAAGGAUGACUUGGCUGUGUAUUCUGAAUUCUCAGUUGCUCCACCAUCAACUUGCACCAAUGUUGCAAGGUGGUACAAUCACAUUGAUGCACUCCUGAAGCUGAGUGGAGUUACUGCCCCUGGUCAAGGUGUGAAGGUUCUGUCAUCAGUUGUCCCUGAGACCUCAACUACUGAUGUGGCUGAGGCUCCUGCAGCUGAUGAUGACGAUGACAGCGAUGUUGACCUUUUUGGAGAGGAAACCGAAGAGGAGAAGAAGGCAGCUGAAGAGCGUGCUGCCAAAGCUAAGGCUUCUACCAAGAAGAAAGAAUCUGGCAAGUCAUCAGUUUUGCUUGAUGUUAAGCCAUGGGACGAUGAGACUGACAUGGUCAAGCUGGAGGAAGCUGUCCGAAGCAUCAAGAUGGAGGGCCUUCUGUGGGGUGCUUCCAAGCUCAUGCCAGUUGGAUAUGGCAUCAAGAAGCUCCAGAUUAUGAUGACCAUCAUUGAUGACCUCGUCUCUGUCGACACUCUUAUUGAAGACCAUCUCUGCGUUGAACCAGCCAACGAGUACAUCCAGAGCUGUGACAUUGUUGCCUUCAACAUCUUCCUGAGGCAGGUGAUGGCGGUGGGUGGACAAUGCAGCAGCACAAUAUAUCUACAGUUUUCCGUUGCCGUGAUGGUGUCGUAG